Silurus meridionalis is the source of this 6045-nucleotide messenger RNA. RefSeq names its product myotubularin related protein 4 (gene mtmr4). Lineage: Eukaryota; Metazoa; Chordata; Actinopteri; Siluriformes; Siluridae. Gene Ontology annotation, molecular function: protein phosphatase binding; phosphatidylinositol-3,5-bisphosphate 3-phosphatase activity; metal ion binding. Gene Ontology annotation, biological process: dephosphorylation; regulation of autophagy. The record is from RefSeq and is a predicted model, not a curated record. Bases 859 to 4272 code for a protein of 1137 amino acids. The transcript is spliced from 21 exons.
UAGCUGUAUUCCUGUGUAAAGUAGACCCAGGGAACCUAUUGAUUGGCAGAGUGGCAGGGAAGUUGUCGUUCAGUGGUUAUGACGCUGGACUUUGGAUUUGAAGGUCAUGAGUUUAAAAAUUCCAGCACUGUUAAGCUGCCACUGCUGGGCCCUUGAGCAAGGCCCUUAACUGUAAACUGCUUAGAGGUUUAAAGGAGGUAAUUGAAAGUUGCUCUGGAUGAGGGCGUCUACCAAACCCCUUAAAUAUAAUCUAAAGUAAUCUAUUUGGUCAUGAAUGAGUUGACCAUUCUAACUGCAUGCCUUCGUGAAAUGGUGUGUGUGUGGAGGAAAGGGAGGGCUGCUGCCCAUUGAACCCCAUUGUUCCCUCUAAAGAUCUCUUGAUUUGAGCUGCACCCUGAGGCUGAACGCAGUACAGCGCGCGCGGGGGGACCGUCACGUACUUCACGCAGCCCAACCCCCUGUUUGUGGAAAGCCAAAACAACUCUUUUUAAUAGUUUUUUCGACCCUUCUUUGACGAAGAAAAUCAUUAACGCUUUUCUGAAACACACCAAAAAGACCGCCUUAAUGAUCGCAAUCGGCGUUUUGACACAUUUCUAUUAACGUUCUUGUAUUUAUUUUUAAUAGACGGGCGUCUCUUUUGGCUAUCCACAAGCAGUUUAAUCGCGCACGUGCUACGCCGAGUACACAUUCACACAUACCUACACGCAGACGAGGGCGCGCGCUGAGUGGAAGCGCGAGGAAUUAACUUUUUUUUUUUUUGGUCGAUGUUUCCGGAAGCAGGAGCAGACGUAGAACCACAGGAGGAGCAGGCAGGAGCACUGGAGGAGUCAAAACCCGCUUAACACCUCUGUCGAAAACAUGACUGAAUUUUGUGGGAAGAAAAAGGAAAGGAGACAAAGUUCGGCACAUCAGCAGCAAUGCAUUCAAGGUUUCUUAAAGAAGAAACCAUGUCAGACACAGGGUGAGGAGGGGCCUCCCAGUCUGGAGUACAUCCAGGCCAAGGACCUGUUUCCCCAGAAAGAGCUGGUCAAAGAGGACGAAAGUCUGCAGGUGCCUUUCCCAGCUCUUCAAGGUGAAGGGGUGGAGUUUCUCGGUCAUGCUGAUGAUGCCAUCAUUGCCAUUUCUAACUACAGACUGCACAUUAAGUUCAAAGACUCCAUUAUCAGUAUCUACCCAGGCGUGGACACUGAGAUCUCUGUGCCUCUCAGGCUGAUUGAAGGUGUGGAAAGCAGAGAUAUGUUCCAGCUGCACAUCAUCUGUAAGGACUCCAAAGUAGUGAGGUGUCACUUCUCCACGUUUAAACAGUGUCAAGAGUGGCUGAAGAGGCUAAAUCGAGCUAUAGCUCACCCAUCUCGCCUGGAAGAUCUGUUUGCUCUGGCCUACCACGCAUGGAGCCUUGGGGGUUGUGCCAAUGAUGAAGACCAGCACUUAAGUCUCUGCAGACCAGGUGAUCAUGUCCGUCACAGGAUGGAGAUGGAGGUGAGGAGAAUGGACUUUGACACGCAGAACGCCUGGAGAAUUUCCGAAAUCAACAGCAACUACAAACUGUGCUCCAGUUAUCCUCAGAAGCUACUCGUGCCAGUGUGGAUCACAGAUAAAGAACUGGAAAGUGUGGCCUCUUUCAGGUCCUGGAAGAGAAUUCCUGUAGUGGUGUACAGGCACCAGAAGAAUGGUGCAGUUAUAGCACGCUGCAGUCAGCCUGAGAUCAGCUGGUGGGGCUGGAGGAACACGGAGGACGAAUACCUGGUCACAUCCAUCGCCAAAGCAUGCGGGUUGGAUUCAGGACCCAGAGCAUCCUGCAGGACACGGGUGGACGGGGCGGACUCUUCUGACUGUGACUUCGACUCCUCCCUGGCGGUGGGUUCAGGUCCUGAUUCUAGCACUGCACCACAGAAGCUGCUGAUCCUGGAUGCGCGAUCUUACACUGCCGCAGUGGCCAAUCGUGCCAAGGGGGGUGGCUGUGAGUGUGAAGAGUACUACCCAAACUGUGAGGUGAUGUUUAUGGGCAUGGCUAAUAUCCACUCCAUCAGGAACAGUUUCCAGUCUCUGAGAGCUGUGUGCAGUCAAAUCCCUGAUCCUGGCAAUUGGCUCUCUGCCCUAGAGAGCACACGCUGGUUGCAGCACCUGUCCGUCAUGCUGAAGGCAGCUACUCUGGUGAGUUCUGCCGUGGAAAGGGAUGGACGUCCAGUGCUGGUACACUGCUCUGACGGCUGGGACCGCACACCUCAAAUUGUGGCUCUUGCCAAGGUCCUGCUUGACCCCUACUACAGAACCAUUGAGGGUUUCCAGGUGCUGGUGGAAACCGAGUGGCUAGAUUUCGGCCAUAAGUUUGCAGACCGCUGCGGUCAUGGCGAGAACGCCGAGGAUGUGAACGAGCAGUGCCCGGUCUUCCUGCAGUGGCUUGACUGUGUCCAUCAGCUCUUAAAACAGUUUCCCUGCCUGUUUGAGUUCACAGAGGCCUUUCUGGUCAAGCUGGUGCAGCACACAUACUCGUGUCUAUAUGGAACAUUCCUGUGCAAUAAUGCCCGAGAACGAGAAUCGCGAAACGUCUACAAACGGACGUGCUCUGUCUGGUCGCUGCUCCGUGCCGGCAACAAGAACUUUCAAAACUUCCUCUACAUCCCCUGCCAUGAUAUGGUCUUGCAGCCAGUGUGCCACACGCGGGCAUUGCAGUUAUGGACUGCUGUGUACCUGCCCACAUCGUCCCCAUGCACGGCAGCAGAGGACACUAUGGAAAUCUUCCUGAGCCCCUCGUCCCAGGGAGAGGAGCUCACCUCGCGCUCACUCGACAGGCUUCCUAAGACACGUUCCAUGGACAACCUGAUGUGCCCUUUCGAAAACGGCGUCGCUCUCACACGCACCUCCAGCGAUCCCAACCUCAACAAGCACUGCCAAGAGGGACGGCCUCCUCUGGAGCCAAUGAUUGGCCAAGGUGGCAGUUUCACCGAAAACCUAGAGUUUGCCUCUGAAACCAAAUUGUGUAGUGCGGAUGAGGAAGUAGGUACAUGUGAAGAGACACCUCCCUCACCCUCUCCAAAGUCUGAUCAGGACAGCUGUGUGAAUAUCAUGCCAGAACCCUGUCUCACUACACAGCCUUUGCCAUCCUUGAACCAUCCCUUAACCUUGGAUUCGGUUUCACCCCUGUCACAAGGCACACCCAUUUUGCACCAAACUUUGCAUCAAAUCGCCAGCCCUACCCUCCCACCAUUACCACAGGAAGUGCACGCUAGGACUGUUAAUGCUACCUGCACAUUCACUACUACUGAAGAUCCUCCUAAUGUUCCGCUCUCAAAUGGCACAGAGAAGGAAGAGAGCACCACUGAGACACUUGGCUUUCCUUCACCUUCUGCUGCAGAGCUUUUAGAGAUCAAAAAACUCACUACUCUUGUCCAGUUAGAGGAGUCUACAGAAACCAUAAAGGAUGAGUAUGGCACCACGGCCGAGUUGCAUUCUGUUCAGAAGGUCAACAAUGGAAAAGUCUCAGUCCUGGCCACAAGUGAUGAAAAGUGGGCUCAGAGUGUUAAGAAACUUCUUCGUGUCGGGUCUGGUUGCACCGGCGGAGGGUACAGAGAGACUCCGCGAAAUCUGAGUAGUCCAGUCCAACCCGGCUGGAUGUCAGCAGUGAAAAACACCACACUCUGCACUUCUUCGGCCUUUUCCUCAGCUCUGGGGCCAUCGUUACGGCAGAUUCCGUCAGCGGCACACUGCGUUGACGACGACGGCCUGCCGGUGCCGCUGGAUGCCGUGCAACAACGUCUGCGCCAGAUCGAGGCAAGCUACAAGCAGGAGGUGGAGGUGCUGCGGCGGCAGGUUAAGCAGCUGCAGAUGAAACUGGAGAGCAGACCACACAGCUCGCCACCAUCCGAGCCAGACAUCUACUAUGAGGAUGAUAUUACAUGUCUCCGAGAGUCAGAUGAUGGCGAUGAAGAGGACUCUCUAUCGGCCCACAGCGAGGACCGCCUCAGUGAAGGCAGCUGGGAUCGUGUAGAGAGAAAAGAUACAGAGGUUACUAGAUGGGUUCCUGACCAUAUGGCCUCACAUUGCUUCAACUGUGAUAGCGAGUUCUGGAUAGCUAAGAGACGCCAUCACUGCAGAAACUGUGGAAACGUGUUCUGUAAAGACUGCUGCCACCUGAAGCUGCCCAUCCCCGAUCAGCAGCUUUACGAUCCAGAGCUGGUGUGUAACUCGUGCUACGACCUGCUGCUGGAGAGCCGAACGCGGGAAUUGCGCUCACAGCAGCUGAAAAAGCCCAUCGCCACAGCCUCGAGCUGAGCGUGCUAAUCAGUUUCCCACCCCGUGGGCUUCCCAGGCCCCCUUACGUAGGUGCCAUGAGAGUCGCCUGCUGUUUUUGGCAGAGAUGCAACACCCACGCUGGUUAGUGAGGAUUCAAGGGUUGGUGUGAGCUGAAUCGCUUCGUUCGCAAGCAAAAACUGGACUGGAGUCAGGGAACGAAUUGAUGACUGAAUAAAGCUUGAAUGAGAUUAAAAGGUGGAAGUUUUUCUUCUUACAACACCGAGGAGUCGGAACUAAUUUAUCUCCUUUCUAGUCAAGGGAGAAAAGCUGAUGGCUACCACCAGGGGACACUGUGGCUAAAGUGACCCUGAUGUGAAAAGCCGUUUUUUUUUUUUUUUUUUUUUUUUUUUUUUCAUCUCAAAAAGAAUUCACAUUAUAUCCAUAACUGUAGAAAUGUGUGACAUGGUAUGGACGCACAGAUUUAACCCUCUUGAACUCCAUAACAAAUACAUCCACAAAUAUAAACGUACAUUAGAGGACAAUCUCCCGUCUGCCCUUGAAGCCAGUUACUCCAAAGUUUUUGUGCUAAACACAGAGGCUCGCCGUUUAAAUGAUGAUGCUGCUGCUACAGUAUUUAAAAGAAAAUCUUAUUUUGGAUCAUUAUUUUGUGCACUCUAAGCUGUUGUAAAUCUGAGGGAAAUCCAAGACCAAACCGAGGGUGAAAGGGAGAAAAGAUGCGGUUUGUUUACUCUGUGGUCUGAACUUGAAUGUAGUGUUUGUCUUUUUUUUUUUCUUUAUCUUUUUUAUUUUGUGUGUGUAUUUCUGAGGGAAGUUACUGAAGAGAUGUUGCUGGAUGUUGCCAUUUGAAUAUGAUACGAGGCCAGUUAUAAAUGCGUGAAUGAGCUUCUCUACUGAAGAGGGAGACAAAUGAACACGAUCCACGCGACGGGUCAUGUGCUCGCUUGUUUCUGCUUUUUAAUGGAGGAACAGUCUGGAUGCUAAAGGAUGCUGUAGCAAUGUUGUACUUUUUCUCUCGUUGCAAUACUGUUCUCAACAUGCUCUUGGCCAUGUGAGGGGAAUCCAGAUUUCGAUCACAAUUUGAUAUAACAACAAUUUAAUGUAAUAAAUUAAUUUGAGUUUGCAGUCUGUAAGCCCUCUGCAUUGUUGCCUGUGGCGUGAAUUACAAUUCUGUUGAAACUACCUAUAACCUUACACCUUAAAAACAGUGUUGAACGCAGGGAGAGAAUGAUUUUGGGGUGUUACGAAGGAUUCGAGCGAAUAUCCAAACCUGUGAAUUGUUCAGACCCGAGUACAAUUUCAUUUUAUGUAUAAAUUGGAACGUGCAGAUUAACAUUACAUAAACCCUCAAAUGAAAAAAAAGCUAACCUUUUUUUUUUCUUUUUCAUUUUUCUAUCAGAAAUGGUUCCUAGCUGUACAUAUUGUUUUAUUGUGUUCCUUAAAAUACUAGUGCCAUUUAUUUUCAUUUGGGUUUUGUUUUUUUUGUUUUGUUAUUUUUUCUGUUCCUUCUCUCUUGGAAUGCACCAUGUCACUUAUCAGUAACGACUAAACACGUGUAAUGGUACGAACACUUAGCAAGUGAGUAUUUUCCGAGGUUCUGCUAAGCCUAACGAUUUAGGUCUUUUGAUGAUGAAGGAACACUGAUGAUUUAGAAAAAAAAGAAAAAACCAAACCCACUGUAAUAUAUAUAGUUAUCCGUACUAGUGGCUGGAAAUCGUCACUUAGUAAAUGUUGUAAAGAAUUGCACUGUACAAGUCAAAUCCCAUUGGACAAAUAAAAAGAAUGUCUUUGGGA